AUGGCACAUAAGCAGACACCAAGAGACUUCCUAAAACUUAUAAUCGGAAGACCAGUGGUAGUUAAGCUUAACUCAGGUGCUGAUUAUAGAGACGGUUAUAUGAAUGUGGUAUUGGAACAAACUGAAGAGUACGUUGACGGUCAGCUAAAAAAUAAGUAUGGUGAUACGUUCAUUCGAGGAAACAAUGGUAAGUCACAUUAG
Molecule: messenger RNA, 201 nt
Organism: Schistosoma turkestanicum
Lineage: Eukaryota; Metazoa; Platyhelminthes; Trematoda; Strigeidida; Schistosomatidae
Source: the annotation of a GenBank genome assembly